AACAAGUUUAUACAUUUGUUAUUGUAACGCAAGUGUUAUUGGAUUCUUGACAGUCUUGAAAAUAUUCGGGAUUUGUAAGUCACAAAACCCAGCACCCCUCCGGGUAUGGCGUAUUGGAACAGUCCGACAGAUUUUAUACAGUGGACCAGCGCCGCCCUAGAAAGGAGUGAAGAGACAGGUAAAAUGGAGAGUGAGGUCAGUGCGGAGCUUUACAAGAUGUGGUUAGGCACCUAUGCAGUCCCACAGGCGGGUCACUGUUGGGAAUAUACUGAUGACUCCUGGAAUCCCGAUGGGGAAAUGUGCUCUGAUAGAGCCCCCUGCUGUAGGCUCCUGGACAUGAGCGAUGAAGUCCUGCUAAUGGUGCUGGAGUUGCUGGAUCCUUUUUCCCUGCUUAAACUUGGAGGAGCCUGUAGAACAUUGUAUAGGAUCAGCAACACGGACAGCCUGUGGGCCCGACAUUGUAGGCUUGUCUUUGGCUCUGGUUUUAGAAAUGGUUGCACUGACUACACCCCAAAGGAAGCAUUUAAGCUGUUAUACAUGUGGGGAAAGUUGUACAAGACCCUGCCUUGCAACAGACAAUUGCAGGACUUGCUGUUUUCAGGGUUACCCCUAAAAAGAUACUGGAUACAGUGGCUCACUUUAGAAGAAAUGGUUCCUCUUCCUCCUGUCCAGCUAACUGAUCAGGCUAUUAAAGCUAUAUGGGGAAUUAAUAAAGACCAACUGGAUGAAAAACAUAAAGUUACAGAUGAAUCCUUAGAAGAUGCAGACAACUGCCUGUAUAGAUAUGACUGGAAGGAACUACAUAAUAUGGCAAUGAAGUACCAUGGGGAUUUUACAAAGCUUCAAUCUCAUGUUCUUCAAAAAAUGAGUAUGAAAUGUCAUGAGGAUCUGGAGUGGUUAUAUUGCCAGUUUAUGCACUAUCGUUUUCAGUGGCUCUUUUCUUAUUGGCUAUUUGGCCUUUCCAAAUCCUGUGCCAAGCAGCUGCAGAGAAUCUUUUUAUGGUGGAAACGGUUUGACAAAAGAAAAGUGUCUUCUUGGGGUUCUUCAGCCUGUGAUGUUGAGUACUUGGCUUCUCUUCAUGCGAUCACAGAUGACUACUGGAAUGGAAAGCUGGCAUGUGGAGAUGAGAAUAUAGGUAUUCAGACAGUAGAAAACUACUUUUCUAUGUGCCGAUCUCUACUGGCCUGGAUCCUAGGCCGAAAGUGGGGGAGAUUUAAACAGAAGAAGGUCUAUCAAGACACGUUAGAUGGUGUGUACAGAAUGCUAAAAGCAGAAAUGCAGGUUUCUGUUGUUAAUCAUGAGCAGUUCUGGGCAGCAGCUAAAGUCCAGAUGAUGAGAAUAUGCACCCUGGAAGAGACAGCUGGCAACUAUGUUAACUGGAAAUUGAUAGACUCCUUGCCAUGUUACAGGCUAUACAUGACGUUUGGCGAUUCCUUCUAUCUGGAACAUAUUAAAGGAUUUUUAACUAGAAAGCAACUUAUAAGUAACUGGCUUCUUAAAGAAGAGAACUUUUGGGUUAGGAACCUUCUACCAGAAAGCUUGUUUUACCUACUGGAGUACGACACCAAGAUCUAUGAAGAGAGACUUCAUGGUGAUACUAUGGUUGCACACCUUACCAGGCUUAUCUGGCUGUAUCUGCAUUCCGGCCAUCAGCUAUACAUUGAUGCAAUGAAAGGAUUUGUCUAUGAAUGUGCUUAUGCCAGUUUUGCAUCCCAAAUCUAUGAGAGUGGAACUAUAAGCCCUUUUUAUACUUUUAACAACACUUUUUUUGUAGACUUUUAAAAAACAUUUUUUACUAGAAUUCAUGCACUUUUCUGCAGUUUUUAGAAUUGCUCCCUGGGAUGUUUAUUUUUAUUUUUUUAUAGAUGCACUACAGUAACUCUUUGGAGCAUUCUGGACUGCUAAACAUUAUCCUAAUAUUUAGGGAAUUUAUUGUAUCUGAAAUAGAUUCACAGAGCAUGUAACAGAUGUUAUCCAUUAGGAUUAGUGUUAUUAAAUGUUUGAUAUUUUAGUAUCAUGUAAAACACUGCCUGUUCUCAACUUAGAGCAUCAGUAUUUGUACCAUCAACCAAAUUCCCCUCUCAUAAAAUCUGCUGGGGACAGUACAGUGCUUGCUUUAAUUAUAAUAAUUUGACAGAUAAUCCGAUAUGAAUAUUGACAGAUGUUUAAAAGCAACUGACUUAUUGGUUCUUAGGGUGGGGUUUUACUAGAACUGAAGCAAACUCUACACCUUACUCCCUUUAUCUUGUAGCAGAGUAAAGGUAUGUUGUGCCAUGCUGCAGACCUAUCUGACCAGUGGCUCUUCACCUGUACUAUGGUUGCUAGGAGUUGUAGAGCAGUUGGAAGGUUUAGUCUUGAACACUGCCUACCAUAUUACAUUAGUAUUGUGUUCAUGUAGCAGAAGCACUUCUCCAGGUUUAGAAACAUUAAAUCUGU
This is a messenger RNA of Xenopus laevis (African clawed frog), 2436 nucleotides long. RefSeq lists its product as uncharacterized. The coding region runs from base 106 to 1782 and encodes 558 amino acids. NCBI's taxonomy places the organism in Eukaryota, Metazoa, Chordata, Amphibia, Anura, Pipidae. The transcript has 8 exons. The record is from RefSeq and is a predicted model, not a curated record.